Molecule: messenger RNA, 3066 nt
Organism: Drosophila mauritiana
Lineage: Eukaryota; Metazoa; Arthropoda; Insecta; Diptera; Drosophilidae
Gene: Hsepi
Product: D-glucuronyl C5-epimerase B
Exons: 3
Coding region: 334-2178 (614 amino acids)
Biological process (GO): heparan sulfate proteoglycan biosynthetic process
Cellular component (GO): Golgi apparatus
Molecular function (GO): heparosan-N-sulfate-glucuronate 5-epimerase activity
Source: RefSeq, a predicted model, not a curated record
GUCAUAUGUCAAAACAUUUGCUCAUCUGUAUCGUAGUUUCUGUGUUUUUGCAGUGUUCGCCCAUUAAAGCGAGAAGAGCAGUACAAAUCUAAGCAAAAUAUGCUCAGUGAGCACUGGAUGUACUUGAAUGAUCAACGUUGGAUGGCCCAGGACUGAACUCAGAGGGCUACAGGCUCGGCAGGUGGAAUUUUACCAUCAGAGGCAGUGAAAGAGACGUACGCGCACUGGUGCAGCAUUAUCAUAUCGUCAGCAAUGCUUCUGCCAGAUGAAUGCAGUUUUAUAUUUAGAGCAUGACUCACCUAGAAGCCAGUUAGAGAGCCCGCCCCCAACCGGAUGUCCAAAUAUCUAAGCAGUCAGAGAGAUGCCCUUUCCGCACCCGCGCUUCCAGUAAGCAGGGAAAUCCGGGAGCCACUAAAAUCCCAAGGGGUAAAGCAACGCGAGCCACUGGUCUUUUUCAUCAUGCGACUGAACCUAAAAGCCGUGCUGCUUGUCCUCACGGUGGCUGUGGUGGUGAUCACUCUUGGCGUGUAUAUGCGCUGCGCCGCCUUCUCCUUUUCGCCGGACUUGGUGCGACCUCUGGACCGGUCCGCAAGGCAGUCCUCCAGCGGAGGAGAGACUACAGCGCUGCACGACAUUGAGUGCUCCAUUAACCAGGAGUACACCGUGCACUGCAAGCGAGACGAGAACGCCAACGAGGUUUACGUUCCGUUUUCCUUCCUGCGUAACUACUUCGACGUCAGUGGAGCAGUUUCCACCAACAGCAAUGAGGUGGCCAAGUUCAACUGGGUGCACAGCACAGCCAAGGUUAACCUCCCCAGGGGAAAGUAUGAUGCGCGCGGCGUCUUUAUGUACUUUGAGAACUACAACGUGGAGGUGCGCGACCGGGUGAAGUGCAUCAGCGCCGCGGAGGGCGUUCCAGUGAGCACGCAAUGGGAGAAGCGUGGGUACUUUUACCCCACACAAAUUGCCCAGUUCGCGUUGUCGCACUACAGCAAGAACCUCACAGAGCCGGCGCCCAGGGUUCGCGUGCUGGAGGACGGCGACGGGAACCAGAUGGAAUGGAGUACGCCCAAGACCAGCAACAUGAGCCGCAUUUGGCACCACAAGUUUAACACCAGUGUUGUUCAGUUCGAGACGGCACCUGGUUACGAGGGCGUCAUCAGCAUUGCUCUAAACCAGACAUUGGAUCUUCUGCUCAGCGUUGAUCUGCUGCUGGUAACCAAUAGCAGCAGUCUCAUGAUCACCGUCCAGAAUCGGGAUACCCGUCACACCUACAGCCUGCACUACAUACCCGCAGAUCUGCUGCUGAGCGUGCAGGAUACAAACAUCUACUACGGUCUGGGAGGCUCGGCACUGAACAAGUGGCGCCACAUCACUCGAGACUUGCACAUUGAUCUUCAGAAGGGCGUCAUGGGUGACAAACGCUCGCCGUUAAAGAUACGCCGCUCGGAUCUGGAGGUAAUAUCUAUUGGCUUUCUGGGCCUCGGCUUCUUCGACAAUAUCACCUUGUCCACCAGUGACCAUCUGGCUCACUUCUACGACGCGGCUGAGUGGUUCGUCCACAACCAGGACCCCAAGACGGGCGGCUGGACCAAUCCUGUGCGUCGCAGCCUCAACGGCUUUGCCGAAUUGCGCCCGGGGUGGAUAUCAGCCAUGGGUCAAGGCCACGCUAUUUCAGUGCUGGCACGAGCCUACUGGCACUCCGGCGGAGAUGAACGCUACCUUCGAGCGGCUGCAGCCGGACUGCAGCCUUAUAGGGUAUUCUCCCGGGACGGCGGCGUUCUGGCGCAGUUCAUGGACAAGUUCUACUGGUACGAGGAGUACCCCACCACGCCACCCUCUUAUGUGCUGAACGGCUUUAUCUAUUCACUGCUGGGUCUCUACGAUCUCAACAGCACUGCCCCGGGAAAAAUCGCCCGCGAAGCUGGAAAGCUUUUCGCGCAGGGCAUGCACUCCCUUAAAAAGAUGCUGUUGCUAUUCGACACUGGCUCCGGCACCAGCUACGACCUGCGCCAUCUCAGCCUGGGCGUGGCUCCUAAUCUGGCGCGCUGGGACUACCAUGCAACGCACGUGAACCAGUUACUUCUGUUAGCCACCAUCGACAGCGAUCCAUUAAUUGCACAAACUGCGGAGCGCUGGAAGGGCUAUAUGUUUGGUCGUCGAGCCAAGCACAACUGAGAACUAAGGAAACUGGCGGUCUAUCGCCGUCGAAAAAGUGAUAUUUUUUAGGGCCUACGUAUUGUGCUUAACCAUUCAAAAUGGUUGCACCAAACGCCAUGUCCUUUCCACAACCUCACACUCCUGAUCUGGAAAUAGUUUCGUGUUUCUAUUGUGUUAUUUCCGCCCUCGUAUGUGUGCUGAAGUCCUUAUUUAGCUUGUCUAUCUGGGCGCCUAGUGUUAAGCUGUUGUACCUUUACCUUUGAUUGCUUAAUCAGAUGUUGGCCUCGUCUACGAAAAUUUGUUAAUUCCCCUAAUGAUAGAUCAAUUGUUUGCCCGAGAGGAGAUGCCCGCGCGCCUUCUGGACAAUACUUUAAAUGAAUAUUUAACCGUUUUAGUUAGAUUUUUUACUGUGCAAACUAAGUAGAGUUUAUAAUUACACAUCCCUGUAUAAAGUAACACAGAGCUUAGCGUACUAGAUUUAGAACGUAGUUGGUAUCUGUUAGAUACAACCGUAGACUGUUGUAUUUAGUCUCCCGUGUAGAGGCAAUAGUAGCGCUCCCACUCAAUACUAACUGCCCGAACCCAAAAACCGAUGCACGAUAAUAACGACUUCUAUAUGAUAAGCCUGUAAUGUAAUGUAUUGUAGUGUAUGCCACUUGAGAACAUCAUGUACUUCUCGCCACUUAAACGAUGCCAUUCCAAUCAUAAUUUUAUUUUAACUCCUAGGUUUUCAACAUCGCCGAGAGGCCGUCAAUUAAGCAGAGAAAUAUACCCUUUCGAAUGUAAUCUUCGUAUCAUUUAUGUGACCCACUACUAAUCCCAAAACGAGACUGUUAACGAAAAUAUUUGAUUUUAAAUAUUAUGUUAAGUGAACCAAAUUAAAGUACUUAAUUUUUGUUCUUUGUA